This is a messenger RNA of Drosophila novamexicana, 2138 nucleotides long. RefSeq names its product zinc finger protein 37. NCBI's taxonomy places the organism in Eukaryota, Metazoa, Arthropoda, Insecta, Diptera, Drosophilidae. The transcript has 2 exons. Gene Ontology annotation, molecular function: RNA polymerase II cis-regulatory region sequence-specific DNA binding; DNA-binding transcription factor activity, RNA polymerase II-specific. The record is from RefSeq and is a predicted model, not a curated record. Bases 156 to 2138 code for a protein of 660 amino acids. Gene Ontology annotation, biological process: regulation of DNA-templated transcription.
UGCCACCAAAUAAUACCCCCUAGGACGGUCUUUGCUCGUACGAAACAAACAACUCGCUUCAGCACUUAACACUAUCAACUAGCCUACAACUGACAACUUUUAACCGCUCAAUCGCUCAAUCACUCAAUCAGUCAAUCAUUGUUAACCCAAUCAAAAUGCCGCGCUGCCUGAUUGCCAAAAAAUGGAAGGCAUAUCCCUGGCUGGAUCGCUCAGAGGAUACGGCCACAACGACGACGACGACGACGACGGCGACCACGAGCUCUCGGGAGGAGCAGCUGUCGCCCAAUCUCAAGUCACGUCGCUCCACGCUCGACGAUGACGAGGAGAUCGAUGUUGUUGGCGACAAGCUCCUUACCAAGUCCGACAAGCAACGCACAAUUAUUGUCACAACAGCAGCAUCAGCAGCAACAGCCGCAGCAGCAACAAACGACAGCACAACAGCAACAACAACAUUAACAGCAACAACAACGGCAGCAGCAACAACAACAACAACGGCAAAGUGCUGGGGACCCAGCUCACCAACGGCGGGCACCACGGCGCCAAGUCCGCCGCCGCAUUCGCCGGAGGCAGCGACGCGAGGAGCCACCAAUGCCUACAAUGGCUACACGCGUGAGCUGUCGCCUCCGCACUACACCGCGUACCUGCCCCGGAUGGAGAGCGAGAUAACGGUUAUACGAGCGGCGGCCACAGCGCUGGUGGCAGCAGCCGCCACAAACGCAGCCGGGGGAGAGCAGCAGCAGCAGCAUUUAGCCGCGUAUCAGACGCCGCCCUCGUCAACGACAUCGUCGCCCUCGUGCUCGCCCAGCGGCGCCUUGCAUGGCGAUAGAUACAGUCCCGGCAUGGUGCACAUCAAGACCGAGUCCGGACAAACGAGCAGCGAGCGCAAAUGCUUCAGCAGCACAGGCGCGACGCUGUCGCUGCCGCCCAAAAAGAAAGACAUCUACAGGCCGUACUCGCUGGACGACAAGCCGGCGCACGUCUAUCGGAGGCGUGUGCCCGCCGAGGAGGACUUGCAUGCCGCGCACGCCAUACUCGAUCUGAGCGCCUCGACCGCAUUCCACCCGCCCACGCAGCCACACCAACUGCAACAGCAGCAACAGCAACAGCAUCAUCUUGGCCACAUGCACACAGCACAUGGCCAUAUGGAGGCGCAUGCGCAUGUGCGGAGUACGUCAUCGAUUGCCGAACUGGCGGCUGUGGCCAGCGCGGUUAACGAACAACGCCCCUUAAGCAAUGCCUCCAGCGCGAGCAGCAGCCACCUGCCGCCGAGCAGCCCGGCCAGCAGCCACAGCAGUAGCAGCCAGAGCAGCAGCAAUGUGCAGAACGAGAACAGCAACACAACCAACACGAAUCAGCUGCGUCCUGGUCUGGGUCUCUCUGUGGAAUGCGAUGCGGAUGGUGAUGGCGAUGUGGAUGGCGGACAGGCGGCCAAGACCGUGGCGUACACCUACGAGGCCUUCUUUGUGAGCGAUGGCCGCUCCAAGCGCAAACAUGUGGCCGAUCCGGCCGCAAUUGUGGUCCAGGAUCAACAAAAGACCAAGUACACGUGCUCCGAAUGUGGCAAGCAAUAUGCCACCUCCAGCAAUCUGUCGCGCCACAAGCAGACACAUCGCUCCUUGGACUCGCAGUCGGCCAAGAAGUGUCACACCUGCGGCAAGGCUUACGUCUCGAUGCCCGCCCUCGCGAUGCACGUGCUGACGCACAAGCUCUCGCACAGUUGCGGCGUUUGCGGCAAGUUAUUCUCGCGCCCCUGGCUGCUGCAGGGUCAUCUGCGCUCCCAUACCGGGGAGAAGCCGUACGGGUGUGCGCACUGCGGCAAGGCCUUUGCGGAUAGGUCCAAUCUGCGGGCGCACAUGCAGACGCACUCGGUGGACAAGAAUUUUGAGUGCAAGCGCUGCCACAAGACGUUCGCGCUCAAGUCGUACCUAAACAAGCAUCUGGAAUCGGCCUGCCUCAAGGACGAGGAGGAGCUAAUGAUGGCCAUGUCGCUGCAUGGACAUACCGAUAGCAACAGCGAAAGCGGUGCCAGCUUGGCAUCGCCGCCGCACGAGUUUCUCGAUCGUGUGAAGGUGGAGGCGACCGGAAAUGGAAUCGGAGGAGUCGGAGUGGGAGUUGGAGGCGUCAGCUAUGCCAUGUAA